Nilaparvata lugens (brown planthopper) is the source of this 1605-nucleotide messenger RNA. Its product is annotated as serine protease 7. The record is from RefSeq and is a predicted model, not a curated record. The transcript has 7 exons. Gene Ontology annotation, molecular function: serine-type endopeptidase activity. Bases 188 to 1135 code for a protein of 315 amino acids. Lineage: Eukaryota; Metazoa; Arthropoda; Insecta; Hemiptera; Delphacidae. Gene Ontology annotation, biological process: proteolysis.
AGUUAAACUAUCAAACAAAGAAAAAAGGAUACAGUUUAACAAUUAUCAAUAACUUGAAGAUUAUAAAUUGUUUUAUGAGUAUAUUGCUGGUUUAUGUCAUUUUGUUUCAUUCUCCUAUUUUAUUUGCGUCCGAUAUCGGAAAACAAAAUAUUCUUUUAUAGUCCAAAGCAAUUUUCACUGAGGAAACAUGAUUAUUCAAGUAUUUUGUUUAUUUUUUGUAUUUUUAAUAGGAUUGGCGCAAAGUUUUGAUCAUCCCAACGCUCACUUGAUAAACGAUGCGAGCUGUGGAGUUCUGAAACCAGGCCAGAGAAUUCACCAGGGGAGAAAUGCAAAUCUUGGAGAAUUUCCUUGGAUGGUUUACAUUAUUACUACAAAAGAAUAUCCCGAUUUUCAGACUCGUCAUUUAACGUGCGGAGGAUCAAUCCUGAAUAGCAAAUACGUGUUGAGUGCCUCCCACUGUUUUGUAGAUGAAAAUGCUAUAAGAAUGAGUUCUAUUCUAUUCAUAGGAGAUUACAACACUAAAACGGAUCCAGACUGUGUAAAUGAUUUUUGUGCACCUCAUGUUGUGCUCCAUGAACCAGAAGAAAUAAUCAAUCAUCCCUAUUACUUCACGUAUAUGGCUGGCUCUGAUAUCACCCUUGUCAGAGUCAAAGGCGAAAUACAAUUCAAUGAAUUUGUGGCUCCAAUUUGUUUGGAAGAUGGACUUUUAUUGACACAUGACUAUACAGGAGAGGAAGCUCAUGUGGCUGGUUGGGGAACUUAUGAUUUUGCGGAUAUCAAUAGAACACAGCUACUCUACCCAGAUAUCCUUCAAACUCUGUCAGUUCCGAUUAUAGAUGACAACAGCUGUCUGGAUACAAUGCGACGUCUAGCUUAUGAUUAUCAGCAACAUCAUGUCAUCGAGUCACAAGUAUGUGCCGGUGGCAUACCAGAGUACUUUGCCUAUAUGGGUGACUCGGGUGGCCCCCUAAUGGUGGUCAAACAGAUGGACCCCGAGCAGCCGCCCCGCUUCUACCAGAUAGGGGUUGUCUCAUGGGGUGGGCUCACUGUCAAUGUAACCAGCUUCGAAAGUCCCACUGUCUACACCAGGGUGCGAUACUAUCUGCCGUGGAUUCUAGACAAUAUGAGACCCUGAAAACGGGAAGAAACCUUUAAAAAAAAUAUUCACCUAGGUGCACUGGAUUCUGGACAAUAUGACACCCUCCAAAAAAACUGGAAUAACUUGAAAAAAGUGAAUUAAAUGCUGAACUGGAUUCUAGACAAUAUGAAACCCUGAAAACGGAAAGAAACCUUUAAAAAAAAUAUUCACCUUGGUGCACUGGAUUUUAGACAGUAUGACACCCUCGAAACAAACUGGAAUAACUUGAAAAAAUCGUAUUAAAUACUAAACUGGAUUCUAGACAAUAUGAAACACUGAAAACGGAAAGAAACCUUUAAAAAAAAUAUUCACCCAUGUGCACUAGAUUUUGGACAAUACGACACCCUAAAAACAAACUGGAAUAACUUGAAAAAGCGUAAUAAGUGCUGAACUGGAUUCUAAACAAUAUGAAACCCUGAAAACGGAAAGAAACCUUCAAGAAAAAUAUUUACCUGGAUGCACUGGAU